GCCACGCACAGCUCACGCGCUCCGCCGGAAAGUUUAGAAACAACCGCAGAGAAAAAGAGAGAGAAAGAGAAGAAAGGAGGAGGAGAAGAGAAGGAGAAAAAGAGGAGAACAAGAGGAGACAGUGGAACAGAAGUGACCGCGCGCUCGGGCUGGACCAUGUCGCUCCCCGGCUCUCCUCCGCUGCUCUCCCCGGGCUCAGGCGCGUCAAACCCGGCUGCGCUGUACCGCUCUGCCCCGGACCAGCACCUCCACAGCAGCGGCACCUCCUCCUCCACCACCUCCUCCUCCAACAACAACAACAACAACAACUCCACCAGCAGCAGCAGCAGCAGCACCUCCGCGGUUGUCUCCUCGAGCCCCGCGCACUCCAAUAAUAACACCACAAACACCACCAACAACCACCACCACCUCCACUCCUCCUCCUCCACCUCCGGGGCAGCGCGCGUCUCCAGCGGCGUCCUGGCCACGUUCCUCCCCGGACACGGCGCCGCGCUCUCGGCUUUGGGGAACAACGGCGGGUUCGGCUCUCUGUCCGGCCCGGCUCUGACCCCCGGCUCUCCCGCGGGGCUCGUGCAGCAGGGGCAGGGGCAGCAGCAGGCGGCGCAGUCCGGGCUGUGCAGCGAGUGUAAGCUGGUGGAGGUGCACGGGGUCAAAGUGGCCAGUUUCUGCGUGGACGGGCAGGAGCUGAUCUGUCUGCCUCAGGUGUUCGAUCUGUUCCUGAAGCACCUGGUGGGGGGGCUGCACACGGUCUACACGAAGCUCAAGCGCCUGGACAUUACCCCCGUGGUGUGCACCGUGGAGCAGGUGCGCGUCCUGCGGGGCCUGGGCGCCAUCCAGCCCGGAGUCAACCGCUGCAAACUCAUCUCCAGGAAGGACUUUGAGACGCUGUACCAGGACUGCACCAGCGCCAGCUCUCGUCCGGGACGUCCCCCAAAGCGAUGCUCGGGGGCGGGGCUUCAGGACGGUCCUCGCCUGCUGCACCCGGGACUCCCUGGUCUGCUGUCGCCCAACCUGCUGUCGCACACGGGUCUCACCGCUGCAGCGAUGGCCGAGCUCCAGAAGCUGCAGAAGAUGAAGAUGAUGAUGAGUUUACAGAACGGCAACGAGUCCGACAACGAGGACCUGCACUCCAACACGGGUGGGAGCGAGUGUUCCUGGGAGAAAGAGCGUCUGACCAGCCCCGGAGCCCCCUCCCUCAGCGGGACGCCGGGGGGAGGGGGGCCGGGGGCGGGGCCCGCGCAGGGAGGGGGCGGAGCUACGGCCACGGGAGGCGGGAGGGGGACGGCCCUCGCACCUGUCAAUCAACAACACAUACAACAGCAACAACUCCUCGCCAACAGGCUGGAGCUGCCGUUCAUGAUGAUGCCCCACCCGCUGUUGCCGAUGGGGUUGCCGCCAGCGUCCGUUGCCAUGGCGAUGUCUCAGAUGAACCACCUCAGCACGUUCGCCAACAUGGCCGCCGCCGCGCAGCAGAUCCACACGCACGUCCACCGCGAGCCCGUCAUCAAGGAGCGUGUGUGUGACAGUCCUUCUCUGUCUCCGUCGGGCGAUGAAAACACGCCUCUUCAGUCUCAGCCGAGUAGCUCCGCCUCCAGCUCUCCAGAACGACUCGGCCUGAGCUCCGCCGACGCCGACGUUCCUCCGCCCCACCCGGCUGCACCCGUCAAGAAAAUCACCAAGGACAAAGAGGAGUUGUCUCUGGGUCAGGCUCUUCCUCCGGGUUUUCCUGCUCCGUUUCUCUUCGCUGAUGGACUCUCGUCUGUGGAAACUCUACUCACAAACAUACAGGGUUUGUUGAAGGUGGCGGUGGAGAACGCCCGAGCUCAGGACAAACAGAUCCAGGCCGAGAAACGAGAGCUGAAGAUGGAACUGUUCAGAGAGAGAGAAAUGAGAGAGAGUCUGGAGAGACAGCUGACCUCUGAACUACAGAGCAGAGCCUCGAUCCAGAAGCGUCUGAAGAAGGAGAAAAAGGCCAAGAGGAAGCUGCAGGAGGCGCUAGAGUUCGAGUCGAAGAGACGUGAGCGAGUGGAGGACGUCCUGAAACACUCGUCCUCCUCAUCCCCCUCUCCGGAGCCGCACCACAACAACAAGAACGACUCGAACGGGGCUGACGAGACACCGGAGCUUAAUGGCAACAAGCAGGACUCAGACGGGAUUCUGGAAUCACGGUCCUUCCUGAAAACUCCCAUGAUGUUCUAGAGACUCCGCCUCCUCACCUGUCCCCGCCCACUUCCCUCGUUUCCCGUUUUCGCUCUUUCCCCUUUUUGAACUGUUACCAUGGAAACAAAGCCCCGGAUCACCCUGGCGACGAAACGAGGAGCUUUCCCUGUCGCUCUGACGUCACAUUACGAUAAAGACCUGAAGGACCUGAAGGACCUGGAGGACCUGAAGGACCUGGAGGACCUGAAGGACCUGGAGGACCUGAAGGACCUGGAGCCGCUGGAUUUUUGGGGCAUUUUUCUGAAAACCUUUUGCCACUUUUUUCUUGUUUUUUGAAGAAAUUUGACAG
Periophthalmus magnuspinnatus is the source of this 2509-nucleotide messenger RNA. Its product is annotated as dachshund homolog 2-like. The transcript has 13 exons. Lineage: Eukaryota; Metazoa; Chordata; Actinopteri; Gobiiformes; Gobiidae. The record is from RefSeq and is a predicted model, not a curated record. The coding region runs from base 157 to 2199 and encodes 680 amino acids.